Carassius gibelio (silver crucian carp) is the source of this 2450-nucleotide messenger RNA. RefSeq names its product homer protein homolog 3-like. Bases 397 to 1470 code for a protein of 357 amino acids. Gene Ontology annotation, molecular function: G protein-coupled glutamate receptor binding. The record is from RefSeq and is a predicted model, not a curated record. Gene Ontology annotation, cellular component: dendrite; cytoplasm; postsynaptic density. Lineage: Eukaryota; Metazoa; Chordata; Actinopteri; Cypriniformes; Cyprinidae. Gene Ontology annotation, biological process: regulation of store-operated calcium entry; G protein-coupled glutamate receptor signaling pathway. The transcript is spliced from 9 exons.
CGGCCAGCAGGGGGCAACAGAUCACAGCACGCGGGAGUCGAGGGGGUCAAUAUGAGUGAACACUGUAGAGCUCAGGGGUUCCAGAUUACUUGAGAAAUCUGACUAUGAGGAGUCGGCGAAACAGAAGAACAGAGCUGCACGCUUUCGUGCUUUUCAGAAGCGUGGAGAUAACGCGACCGUCGGAGAGGAACUAAAGGACUAUGAGGACGAAAAACCGAGACCAAAUAGAGAGACAAGACAAAGGAGAGCUCCGUUUCUAUAAAUACACUCCAUAACGGAGCAAACAAAGCACAACAACUGUUUUGAGACUUACAUUGCUGUAUGGUUAUCGCAUACACAGGAGAGACUGGACCGAAAGUGAUUGCAUUUCACUGAUUUAACGUUUCGUGUGUGAAAAUGGGGGAGCAGCCACUAUUCAGCUUGAAGGCGCACGUCUUCCAAAUUGACCCGGACACUAAACGAAAUUGGAUUCCGGCCAGCAAACACGCCGUCACCGUGUCCUUCUUUUAUGAUGCCGCCAGGAGCGUGUAUCGCAUUAUCAGCGUAGGGGGCACUAAGGCGAUUAUUAACAGCACCAUUACACCUAAUAUGACCUUCACGAAAACGUCACAGAAGUUUGGCCAGUGGGCAGACAGCAGGGCCAACACAGUGUAUGGCCUUGGGUUUGCCACGGAGCAGCAGCUUCAGCAGUUCUCGGAGCAGUUUAAAGAGUUUAAAGAGUCUGCGCGGCUCGUCCGGGAUAAAUCACAGGAGAAGUUUGAGCUGUUGAGUCCUGCCCUAAACAUCUCUUCUCCACAGGUGCUGUGUGAGGACCGUCAGUCUCCUCCAUUGCUUGGUGUCAAUGGCUCCAGUGAGGACAAGUUGUUUCGCAGCAAGAGUGCUGAUAUGGAGGAAUCCUCAGAGAAAGAACAGAUGAGGAAGAUGCUUUCUGAAGGGUCGAUAUGUGAGAGAAACCCGGAGGCCGAGCUGUUUUCUCUUCGGGACAGCAAUGCUAAACUGGUGGCCGCUCUUCAUGAAGCUAACAGCAGCAUCGAUCAAUGGAAAAAACAAUUAGCCGAGUAUCAGGAAGAAACCGUUCGCCUACGAGAGCAGGUGGCAGAGCUGGAGGCUCAGAGGGGGGUUUCUGCCUCCAGCGAGACGGCCAGCGAGGAGCUCUCCCAGACUGUUGCAGAGAUGGAGGCUCUUAUCAAAGCUAAAGAUGAGGAAAUAAGUAUUCUACGAGGCAAGAAACCAGAUGUAAUUGAGCUGGAGAAAGAAAGGGAAGAAGCCUGUCAAAGGAUGCAGGAUCUGGAAGUGAAGAACUCGGAGUUGGAGAAACGAGUGCGAUCAGCAGAGGGCGCUUUAGCUUCGUCCCAGGAUGCCCGGAGCAGGGCAGAGAUCGCGAUGCAGAAGGUCAUAGAAACUUUAGACGUCAAGAUCUGCAACUUGAGCGACCUGCGACAGAACCUAGCCAAGCUCCUGGAGAAAUGACCACUGCGCUCAGACAAACGUUCAGGGUCAUUAUGAGGUAGAUGAGAUCUCUGAAAUCUUCCCUUGAUGCACAACUCAUCAGUUCCUCAUGUACCAAGCAGGUAGUAAUAACUAGAGAUGUGAUAAGUAACUCAAUUUAGGACCCAUUCAUUACACAUUUGCUUCCUGAGAGCCAUGGGUGUAAGUUUCCAGAUGUUUCUCACACACAGAACCGGGCCUGUUUUGAUUGAAAUCAAUCAGACUAGAACUUCUUUUAGACUUGUUUAUUGGUACUAGAAAAUCAAUAUAGUUGAAAUUAUUAUUAAGAUCUGUGAUUUGGUUGUGACCAGUUUUCUAAUACGAAUAAGGCUUUGAACAGACGGUUCUGUAGAUAUGAUCUACUGUUUGAUGUAUGUAUCAGUAUUAUUGUUAUUAUAAAAAUAUCUCACUCUUUACGGACACCAGCAUGUCUCUGUUAGGAUGUUAAGCAAUUUAUUGGCUUACAGUUUCACAUAAGUUUGCUUAAUGCAGAGCUCUGCGAUUGACCAACAGGGAAAUCUAAGCACACAACACUAACAAACGUGAAUGGUUAACUGGAUCUUUUUCAUGAAUUAAUUUAUUCAUUAUUUUCACUGGUUUUUGGUGCAGUCUAAAUAUGUAGGUAGUUCUAAAUCUAAUGCAGUUCUGCAGAGUACUUUAAUGUUAAGAUUCCAUUAGCACUUCUAAAUGCAACAACCCUUUAGGAAAAACACUUUUUAUAGACCACUAUCAUUUGCAAUACCUCAGCAUGCAUCUUUAUACCAAGCGUUACAGUUCAGUAGUUCUUCCUCUUUUUAAAAACAUGACCUUUCACUUUAACUGUUGCUUUCGUUUGACGUUGCUUGGACAUUUGGCCUGUAACCUCAAAGACAUUUGCACAUAUGCUAUUUUUCUAUGGUGUGCGCCUGUUGUUGCCUGUGGUUUUAUAUGAAUUCACAAUAAAAGUAUUUGCUUCAUGUGUA